AUGGAAAUUUGGACUGAUGAUUACCUCCGGAUCCUCCAUGAACGAGAGGCUCCACCAGCAGAUAAAUCAUGCUGCCUGUGCAGUGCUGAGUCAACUGUGUAUAGGUGCCACGACUGUCUCGGCGAACCAUUAUUUUGUUUGAAGUGCUGCAGAGAUGAGCACCGGAGACUGCCCUUCCAUAAGAUAGGGAAAUGGAAUGGAGGAUUUUUUGAGGAAACAUCUCUGACUAAGAUGGGCAUGGAAAUUUAUUUGGGGCAUCAGGGAAAGCCUUGUCCAGUACUUGGGGAAAUCCACGAAUGGGAGGACACCAACGAGCCAAUACAUCAACCGGAAGAGGACCUCCCUACCAUACUCGAACUUCCAUUCUUGAACGGCAAGCAAUGCAUAACCAUUGUUGACAAGUCCGGAGUACAUUCGCUCAUGAUACGGUUUUGUCAGUGUCUGAAUGCUUGUACCACCGACAAGCAAUUAUUUGAGAUGGGCAUGUUUCCGGCAUCCUUCACCCGGCCAAAGACCGCAUUUACCUUUCUGGUGCUGGAUGGUUUCACCUUGGACAACUUGGAAUGCGGAACUUCGGCAAUGAAUUACUACAACAAGUUGAGAAGAAUGACGUCAAGUAUAUUUCCGCAACUAGUCCCUGACCGUUACAGAGAACUGAUGAGGGUAGCACAGCAAUGGCGACAGCUGAAGCUGCUCAAAUGGAAUGGGUUUGGUGAACUCGCUCUCUUUUGCCCGGCUUGCCCUCAGCCCGGCAUUAACGCCCCACUACCGGCCAAUAGGCACCCCGAUGAUCCCAGUUGGCUAUAUGCCCGAUCGCUGGUCAUGGAUGGCAACUUCAAAGCAGAGCACCUUCAUCCUACUCACCCGGAAGAUGAAGUCUGGUUGACUGAUGGCCAGUGCUUCAUGGUUUCCAAAGACCGAUAUAAGGCUCAUCUAGCCAUUGCCAAAGACAUUGUUCAACCAUCCGAGUGCAACAAUCACCGAGCUGUAAACCAGGCCAAUGCGUCACGACACAAACUAGAAGCUACCGGGAUAGGCAGGUGUGCGUGUGCCCGCCACGGCUGUUUUGUACCUCAUUCAGUUGUGGAUUUUCAAAAGGGCGAACGGCAAAUGAAUAUGGACUACGCCCUAUGUAACGCGUUAAGCCACCGCACAAAUGGGCUUAGUCAAGCUUUGACAUUUUAUGACAUUAAUUGUCAGUAUAACAAGCACUUCCGGCGUCGGGUGAACGAGAGCCUCUAUUUGAGCCUCCCUUCUGGAAUGGAGAUCAUACCGGGAAUUGGCCUCUGGCAUGUUCAUGGACACCAAGACAAAUGCUAUGUUCGGUACGCAUCAACGUUUAUCACCGGGGCUGCUAGGAUCGACGGAGAAAUCAUGGAGAUGUUGUGGGCGCCUCUGAAUAUCAUUUCUCCCGCCGCGAGAGGGAUGUCGACUCCCCAUCAGCAAGAGUGUCUUGAUUACCAGAUGAAUGACUCUAAUUUUAUGAAGAUGAUUCGCAUGAGCAGUUUUCUUUGCCGGAAAUAUAAGGAAGCUAUGAAGGGCGUCGCAGAAAGUGCCUCUGCUUUUGACAAGCUCAACGAAACCGCCGAUCCUAUCAUGAUUGCAACAUGGGAAGAACAAGACCAAUAUGCACAUUCAUGUCGAGUCGCUGAUCCAUCAGCGAUGGAUGUAUUUGAAGUUCAGUUAAAGAGGGGCCGAUUGGGUGGGAAUCUGCAACGAGGUGCUGCUACAUGGAUUGCAUCCGGCAUUACCAUAGAAGAGAUGCAGAUUGCGCUGACUAUGGAUACUAGGAGGCUUGGCAGACACCCCACGGAAACCCAAACCUUGGAUAUAUGCAGACGUCGGACAAAAUUGCAAAGUCGGAUAGAUGAGUUUACAAUGGUGGCAGCGACACAUCUCGGCGAGGGCUUUGACAUUGAUGAUGAAAUCAGAGAUCUUCACUUGGACUUCAUGGAUGACGAUUCAGAAGAUGAAGGGAUUAAUGGCAGUGAUACAGAAUCUGAACCCGAAGCACAUGGACGUCGGCUGCGGGAUCUCUUCUACCCCGAGAAGACCGUGAUACCUCUGCCAUCUAAUUUCGGCGUAGCACGCUGUGCGGAGCUGGGAGUUGAACACCUCAUUGGUCAGGAAAUUGCACUUCGGGAAGGUCAGGCCAACGAUGCCUUGCAAGCGAUCAGAAUGCAUCUAGCGGAUAAGGCUGUGCUCUUUCGUACCGCCGUGCAUCCGGCGAAAUCACAAGCCAAGUCAACGAGGGCAUGGACGCAGGUUCAUUCGGUUGAAAGGGUCAUCCAACUCAACACGAUGAUUUAUAUGAAAUGUCGGGCACAACUAGGAAACCUAGACGCUCAUGGCCUACUUAAGAAGUAUCUCCGGAUGGAAAAGUGCCAUCUCAAAACCACUGCUGCCGUGUGUUACAGGGAUCUGUAA
Molecule: messenger RNA, 2427 nt
Organism: Suillus discolor
Lineage: Eukaryota; Fungi; Basidiomycota; Agaricomycetes; Boletales; Suillaceae
Exons: 6
Coding region: 1-2427 (808 amino acids)
Source: RefSeq, a predicted model, not a curated record